This is a messenger RNA of Aspergillus luchuensis, 1077 nucleotides long. RefSeq names its product NAD-dependent epimerase/dehydratase family protein. Lineage: Eukaryota; Fungi; Ascomycota; Eurotiomycetes; Eurotiales; Aspergillaceae. The coding region runs from base 1 to 1077 and encodes 358 amino acids. The record is from RefSeq and is a predicted model, not a curated record. The transcript is spliced from 4 exons.
AUGGAAUCGCGCACUCUUCUCAUAACCGGGGUUUUCGGCUAUAUCGGAGGCUCAAUUUUGUCUGCCAUCCUCAGGACCAAAGAAACGUGGGCUGCUAAUCUGAAAGUAUCGGCCCUGGUUCGAUCUGAAUCACAGGCUACAAAAGUCAAGGAGUUGGGUGUAUCUCCAGAACCAUUCUCAGGCUUCGACGAGCUGGAUAGACUGGAAGAGGUCGGUAAAGGCUUCGACAUUAUUAUUCAUGCUGGUGCUGGCUGGCAUACUCCCUCUGCGAAAGCCCUGAUUAAGGGGCAAGGUGUGCGGCGCCAAACUACGCACGCCGAUGUCCACUAUUUUCAGAUCUCCGGAACCGCAAACUUGAGCGAUCGCCCGUAUACAGAGGGGUAUAUUGAUACUCAUGUCUUCUCCGAUGAAGAGGAUAUCUACUCAUAUGAGAAAUAUCGCGAAUCUCGCGAAACAUACUUCCCGCGGUCUACCGACAUUGCCGUGAUUGAGGAGGGCGAGGCCGCUGGUGUGACUACUUACAUUGUAAUGGCACCUACAAUCUUUGGUCUUGGAAGUGGGUCAUUCAACCGCUUUUCCAUGCAGCUUCCAACCAUGACCGCGGAUGCACUUCGUACAGGCAGCUGCAGUGUUGUUUCUGAGGGAGAUACUGUUUGGAACCACGUGCAUAUCGAGGACCUGGCAGCUCUACACCUGGUCUUGCUUCAGCACAUUUUCCGAGGCAUCAAGAUCCCCUCUGGUCGAAAGGGAAUCUAUUUCUGUGAGACUGGAGAGCACUCACACCUGGAGUUCUCGGAAGACCUGGCUAAGGCUGGCCAUAAGUUGGGCGUUUUCCCCUCUAGUGAGGUGGCGAAGAUUACUAUCCAGGAAGCAGGCGAGAAAUGGGUUUUUGGCAACACAUCUAUUGCUGAACUUGGCUUUGCCUCAAACUCUCGUACGAAAGCUGUCCUCGCUCGCAACUUGGGAUGGGCGCCCUCCCAUGCCGAUGAGUGGGAGAGCACGUUCAGCACUGAGCUGAAUGAAUUUAUCAAUAAUCCUCCCAGUGAACGAGACGUCCUCAAAUAUCUACAGAAAUAG